AUGCUGUACAGGUUGGUUGUGAUGGGCAGCUGUGGCGUGGGCAAGAGUGCGCUGAUCGUCCGAUUGGUUGACAACUGCUUUGAGACAGACCAUUACCCCACCAAGAAAGAUUUCUACACCGAAAUAGUGGUGGAUGGCGAGCCCUGCCAGCUGGAAAUCCUGGACGCUGCGGGCAAUGAGGAGACCCCACAUCGGUUCCGGGACUUCCUGCUCUGGGGGGAUGGCUUCUUCUGUGUCUAUGGGGUGGAUGACAUCAAGUCCUUUGUGGACGUGAACAUCUUCCGGGACCAGCUGCUCAGGGUAAAGAACACCGACCGCGUUCCUUUUGUCCUGGUGGCCAACAAGGCUGACGUGGACAACUGCCUGGUGUCCCCCGUGCUAGGCCAGGAAACGGCCGCGAGCCGCAGGGUGCCCUUUGUGGAGACCUCGGCCAAGACUGGUCAGAACGUGGAACACGCUUUUCAUGAGCUGGUCCGCCAGAUUCGCAGGGUGCGGGCCGAGGAGCUCCCCGAUGCUGAGCGGAACCGGGGCUGUGGGUGCAAGUAUUGCACCAUCAUGUGA
This is a messenger RNA of Antechinus flavipes (yellow-footed antechinus), 561 nucleotides long. RefSeq names its product GTPase NRas-like. The record is from RefSeq and is a predicted model, not a curated record. The transcript has a single exon. Gene Ontology annotation, molecular function: GDP binding; GTPase activity; GTP binding. Gene Ontology annotation, biological process: Ras protein signal transduction. Lineage: Eukaryota; Metazoa; Chordata; Mammalia; Dasyuromorphia; Dasyuridae. The coding region runs from base 1 to 561 and encodes 186 amino acids. Gene Ontology annotation, cellular component: plasma membrane.